CAAAGAUGGCCAGAAUGUCUCUGGCAACCCUGGUGCCUCUAGGCGCUGACUGCCUGCACCCCUUUACCCGGGAGUCCCUGGCUGCCAUAGAACAGCGGGCCAGAGAGGAAGAAGCCCGGCAGCUGCGCAACAAGCAGAUGGAGAUCGAGGACUCCGAGCGCCAGCCACGCAGUGACCUAGAGGCCGGCAAGAGCCUACCCCUCAUCUAUGGUGACCCCCCACCAGAGGUCAUCGGCAUCCCCCUGGAGGACCUGGACCCCUACUACUGUGACAAGAAGACCUUCAUUGUGCUCAACAAGGGCAAGGCCAUCUUCCGCUUCUCCGCCGCACCUGCUCUUUACGUGCUAAGCCCCUUCAGCAGCAUCAGGCGUGGUGCCAUCAAAGUGCUCAUCCACUCGCUGUUCAGCAUGUUCAUCAUGAUCACAAUCUUGAGCAACUGUGUGUUCAUGACCAUGAGCGACCCACCUCCCUGGUCCAAGAAUGUGGAGUAUACCUUCACAGGGAUCUACACCUUUGAGUCCCUCAUCAAGAUACUGGCCCGAGGCUUCUGCAUUGACGACUUCACAUUCCUCCGGGACCCCUGGAACUGGCUGGACUUCAGCGUCAUCAUGAUGGCGUACCUCACGGAGUUUGUGGAUUUGGGCAACAUCUCAGCCCUGAGGACCUUCCGAGUGCUGCGGGCCCUGAAGACCAUCACAGUCAUCCCAGGCCUGAAGACGAUCGUAGGGGCCCUGAUCCAGUCGGUAAAAAAGCUGUCAGAUGUCAUGAUCCUCACCGUCUUCUGCCUGAGUGUCUUUGCCCUGGUGGGGCUGCAGCUCUUCAUGGGAAACCUGAGGCAGAAGUGUGUGCGCUGGCCCCCGCCCUUCAAUGAUACCAACACCACGUGGUACGGCAAUGACACAUGGUAUGGCAAUGACACGUGGUACGGCAAUGACACAUGGUACAACAACGACACAUGGUACGGCAAUGACACAUGGUACAGCCAUGAGAGUUGGGUCAGCAACUUCACCUUUGACUGGGAUGCCUACAUCAAUGAUGAAGGGAACUAUUAUUUCCUGGAGGGCUCCAACGACGCCCUGCUUUGUGGGAACAGCAGUGACGCUGGGCACUGCCCCGAGGGUUAUGAGUGCAUCAAGGCUGGGCGGAACCCCAACUAUGGCUACACCAGCUACGACACCUUCAGCUGGGCCUUCCUGGCUCUCUUCCGCCUCAUGACACAGGACUAUUGGGAGAACCUCUUCCAGCUGACCCUGCGAGCAGCCGGCAAGACCUACAUGAUCUUCUUCGUGGUCAUCAUUUUCCUGGGCUCCUUCUACCUCAUCAACCUGAUCCUGGCAGUGGUGGCCAUGGCGUAUGCUGAACAGAACGAGGCCACGCUGGCCGAGGCCCGCGAGAAAGAGGAGGAGUUUCAGCAAAUGCUAGAGAAGUUCAAAAAGCAACAGGAGGAACUAGAGAAGGCCAAGGCCGCCCAAGCUCUGGAAGGUGGGGAGGCAGAUCGGGACCCAGCCCACGGCAAAGACUGCAAUGGUAGUGUGGACACGGGCCCGGGGGAGAAGGGGCCCCCGCGGCAGAGCUGCGGCGCAGACAGUGCAGUCUCGGAUGCCAUGGAUGAGCUGGAAGAGGCCCACCAGAAGUGCCCGCCGUGGUGGUACAAGUGCGCCCACACGGUGCUCAUAUGGAACUGCUGCGCUCCCUGGAUGAAGUUCAAGCACAUCAUCUACCUGAUCGUCAUGGACCCCUUCGUUGACCUGGGCAUCACCAUCUGCAUCGUGCUUAACACCCUCUUCAUGGCCAUGGAACAUUACCCCAUGACAGAGCACUUUGACCACGUGCUCACCGUGGGCAACCUGGUCUUCACAGGCAUUUUCACGGCUGAGAUGGUACUGAAGCUGAUCGCCAUGGACCCCUAUGAGUAUUUCCAGCAGGGCUGGAACAUAUUCGACAGCAUCAUCGUCACCCUCAGCCUGGUGGAACUGGGCCUGGCCAACGUGCAGGGGCUGUCUGUGCUGCGCUCCUUCCGACUGCUACGGGUCUUCAAGCUGGCCAAGUCGUGGCCAACACUGAACAUGCUCAUCAAGAUCAUCGGCAACUCAGUGGGGGCGCUGGGCAACCUGACGCUGGUGCUGGCCAUCAUCGUGUUCAUCUUCGCCGUGGUGGGCAUGCAGCUGUUUGGCAAGAGCUACAAGGAGUGUGUGUGCAAGAUCGCCGCUGACUGCAGCCUGCCCCGCUGGCACAUGUACGACUUCUUCCACUCCUUCCUCAUCGUCUUCCGCAUCCUGUGCGGCGAGUGGAUUGAGACCAUGUGGGACUGCAUGGAGGUGGCCGGCCAGGCCAUGUGCCUCACCGUCUUCCUCAUGGUCAUGGUCAUCGGCAAUCUUGUGGUCCUGAACCUGUUCCUGGCCCUGCUGCUGAGCUCCUUCAGCGCAGACAGCCUGGCGGCCUCAGACGAGGACGGCGAGAUGAACAACCUGCAGAUCGCCAUCGGGCGCAUCAAGUGGGGCGUCGCCUUCACCAAGGCCUUCCUCCUGGGCCUGGUGCACGGCAAGGUCCUGAGCCCCAAGGAGAUCAUGCUCAGCCUCGGGGAGCCCCGCGAGGCAGCGGAGGCUGGGGAGAGUGCCCCUGAGGAGGAGAAGAAGGAGCCGCCGCCCGAGGAGGGAGACAAGGACCUGAAAAAGGACGAUCACAUCCUGAACCACAUGGGCCUGCCUGACAGCUCUCCCACCAGCGUCGAGCUGGACCACCUCAACUUCAUCAACAACCCCUACCUGACCAUUCAGGUGCCCAUCGCCUCUGAGGAGUCGGACCUGGAGAUGCCCACAGAAGAGGAGACUGACACCUUCUCGGAGCCUGAGGAUGGCAAGAAGCAGCCGCAGAUACAGCCCCUCUACGACGGAAACUCCUCUGUCUGCAGCACGGCUGACUACAAGCCCCCCGAGGAGGACCCUGAGGAGCAGGCUGAGGAGAACCCUGAGGGGGAGCAGCCUGAGGAGUGCUUCACUGAAGCCUGUGUCCAGCGUUUCCCUUGCCUCUAUGUGGACAUCUCUCAGGGCCACGGGAAGAAAUGGUGGACCCUCCGCAGGGCCUGCUUCAAGAUUGUCGAGCACAACUGGUUCGAGACCUUCAUUGUCUUCAUGAUCCUGCUCAGCAGCGGGGCCUUGGCCUUCGAGGACAUCCACAUCGAGCAGCGGCCCGUCAUUCGCACCAUCUUGGAAUACGCUGACAAGGUCUUCACCUACAUCUUCAUCAUUGAGAUGCUGCUCAAGUGGGUGGCCUAUGGCUUCAAGGUGUACUUCACCAACGCCUGGUGCUGGCUUGACUUCCUCAUCGUUGAUGUCUCCAUCAUCAGCCUGGUGGCCAACUGGUUGGGCUACUCGGAGCUAGGACCCAUCAAAUCCCUGCGGACGCUUCGGGCCCUGCGUCCCCUGAGGGCACUGUCCCGAUUCGAGGGCAUGAGGGUGGUGGUGAAUGCCCUCCUAGGAGCUAUCCCCUCCAUCAUGAACGUGUUGCUCGUCUGCCUUAUCUUCUGGCUCAUCUUCAGUAUCAUGGGGGUCAACCUGUUUGCCGGCAAGUUCUACUACUGCAUCAACACCACCACCUCUGAGAGGUUCGACAUCUCCGAGGUUAACAACAAGUCUGAGUGCGAAAGCCUGAUGCACACGGGUCAGGUCCGCUGGCUCAAUGUCAAGGUCAACUACGACAACGUGGGCCUGGGCUACCUCUCCCUCCUGCAGGUGGCCACCUUCAAAGGUUGGAUGGACAUCAUGUAUGCAGCUGUGGACUCCCGGGAGAAGGAGGAACAGCCAGAAUACGAAGUGAACAUCUACAUGUACCUCUACUUCGUCAUCUUCAUCAUCUUUGGCUCCUUCUUCACCCUCAACCUCUUCAUUGGCGUCAUCAUUGACAACUUCAACCAGCAGAAGAAGAAGCUUGGAGGGAAAGACAUCUUCAUGACGGAAGAACAGAAGAAAUACUACAAUGCCAUGAAGAAGCUGGGCUCCAAGAAGCCUCAAAAACCAAUUCCCCGGCCCCAGAACAAGAUCCAGGGCAUGUUGUAUGACCUUGUGACGAAGCAGGCAUUUGACAUCACAAUCAUGAUCCUCAUCUGCCUCAACAUGGUCACCAUGAUGGUGGAGACGGACGACCAGAGCCAGCUCAAGGUGGACAUCCUGUACAACAUUAAUAUGAUCUUCAUCGUCAUCUUCACGGGGGAAUGUGUGCUCAAGAUGCUCGCCCUGCGCCAGUACUACUUCACCGUCGGCUGGAAUAUUUUCGACUUUGUGGUUGUCAUCCUGUCCAUUGUGGGCCUGGCGCUCUCCGAACUGAUCCAGAAAUACUUCGUGUCACCAACGCUGUUUCGUGUGAUCCGCCUGGCUCGGAUUGGGCGUGUCCUGCGGCUGAUCCGUGGGGCCAAGGGCAUCCGUACGCUGCUCUUUGCCCUCAUGAUGUCACUGCCUGCCCUCUUCAACAUCGGUCUCCUCCUCUUCCUGGUCAUGUUCAUCUACUCCAUCUUCGGCAUGUCCAACUUUGCCUAUGUCAAGAAAGAGUCAGGCAUCGAUGACAUGUUCAACUUUGAGACCUUUGGCAACAGCAUCAUCUGCCUCUUUGAGAUCACCACAUCAGCUGGCUGGGAUGGGCUCCUCAACCCCAUCCUCAACAGUGGGCCCCCUGACUGUGACCCCAUGCUAGAGAACCCGGGCACCAGUGUCAGAGGUGACUGCGGCAACCCCUCCAUUGGCAUCUGCUUCUUCUGCAGCUACAUCAUCAUCUCCUUCCUCAUUGUGGUCAACAUGUACAUUGCUAUCAUCCUGGAGAACUUCAACGUGGCCACUGAAGAGAGCAGUGAGCCCCUCUGUGAGGAUGACUUCGAGAUGUUCUAUGAGACGUGGGAGAAGUUUGACCCUGAAGCCACACAGUUUAUUGCCUACAGCCGCCUCUCUGAUUUCGUGGACACCCUGCAGGAUCCACUUAGGAUUGCUAAGCCCAACAAGAUCAAGCUCAUCACACUGGACCUGCCCAUGGUGCCAGGGGACAAGAUCCACUGCCUGGACAUCCUCUUUGCACUGACUAAAGAAGUCUUGGGAGACUCUGGGGAAAUGGAUGCCCUCAAACAGACCAUGGAGGAGAAGUUCAUGGCGGCCAACCCCUCCAAGGUGUCCUACGAGCCCAUCACCACCACCCUCAAGAGGAAGCAUGAGGAGGUAUGCGCCAUCAAGAUCCAGAGGGCCUACCGCCGGCACCUGCUCCAGCGCUCUGUGAAGCAGGCAUCCUACAUGUAUCGCCACAGCCAGGAUGGCAAUGGGGAGGGGGCCCCGGAGAAGGAGGGGAUGAUCGCCAACACCAUGAACCAGAUGUAUGGCCAUGACAAUGGGAACAGCAGCGUGCAAAGUAAGGGUGAGAAGAAGCCCUCAACAGAGGACACCAGACCUGCCAUGGGGCUCGCAGCUAUUGGCCCUUCAGGCACUGGUCAUCCUCCCUCUCAACCACUGGGGCAGCCAGUGCGCCCAGGGGUCAAAGAGUCUCUUGUCUAGCAGGCAGCAGAAGUGACCAGCUGAGCCUUGGCACAAUCCCACAAGUAACCCAUGCUGCCUGCAUGCUGAAGGAGCAGGACUUUGAAUAUGGGACUUCCUCUUGGGGGGCAAGAUUUGGCCAUGCUGGGGCUGACCCCCAGGCCCAAGCACCUGCCCCCCGCCCGGGCCAUGGGAAAUGGAAUUGCUCUCAGGGGCUCCGUGCUGGGCCUGAGGUCCCUGGCACCAUGAGUUUGCCUUCAAGUUGCUCUAACCUCCUCAUGGGCCUUGCAGCCCUCCUCUUGACCCGGGCGGAUGUUAGAACGUCAGAUUCUGUGCCCCCAGCUUGGGGAGGAGCCGGCCUACAAUGAAGGGAUUGGCUACCCUCCUUUCUCCAGAGUCUUAAGGACUAUUGCCUCUCCCUAUAAAGUGACUCAGGAUCCCCAACCCCAUCCCAGACAAAGAUGUCUUAACCCCAGGGUGCUGCCAAGGGUACAACUUCCCUCUGUGCGCUCAGGGAUUCCCCGGAAAAGAUAAAUGUCACUGGUCCAGAAAUGGCUCCACAAACCCGAUUGGCCACUGGAUCCUGAUGCAUUGGACUGGGAUUAUGGCCCCUGAAACCAUUUCUUGGGCCCUGUCCAGUCUCACAGCUCCCCUGGCUGGCCCCUAGGGAAAAAGCAGAAGGAAGGAUUCCACUCGACAAUUGUCUUUUUCUAGGAAGCUUCAAUGGGUGGUACAGAUUGGGUCCUCCCGGCUGUAUGGCUGCUCUGGGGGCUUUUCUUGGACUGAGCAUCCACAUCUGGGGAGGGGUCAGGGACGUUGAUGCUCGGUAGGGAGAUUCUUGUUCCCUCAUUCCCUUCCUCAUUCCUUCAUUAGUGCCACUGGGGCUCCUUGAAGCCCCAUCAAACCGCAGAGAGCUCCUCCUUCUAUUUCUCCCCAUACCCAUCCCUUCCGUCCUCCUCAUCCUUUCUUUCCCCUCCUCAAAGUGAUCCUAAGAAUGUUCUGGUUGAGCUCAUGUUAGAGAUUUUGACACUGGGACAUACUACAGGAAAAUCUCACCUGGCUUAGGCUCAACUUUGCCACUUCCUGCUGCCUGGGAAGCCAGACAGCACUUCUGCUGGCCCAGCUGAUCUGGGCAUGGCAGUGCCAGAAAAACAGACAGCUGAGCUUGAAGGAGAGACUGAGAGAUCUGCUCGGGUGUUGCUGGAUUUAUUCACUUGUGUGUGCACCUUUAUGGCCUCUGUAUCUGCUUGUAUGUCUGUGUGUGUACCUACAGUUGUGUGUGUUCAAAUAUGUGAGUAUGUGUGUAUGUAAGCCACUGUGUACCAUGAAGCCUGCAUAUGUGUGUGUAUGGGUAUAUUUGUGUAUAUGUGUGUCAUGGUGUUCCUAUAGUGACUGAAGAUCCCUGUGUGAAUACAGGCUGGUGUGUAUGUGUCCACUCUGCAAGCCUGUUCAUGUAAGAGUAACUGUAUGUGUGAGUGUGAGCUUGUGCCAUGAGUAUGUGUAUGGGUACUUUUGUGUGUAUGUGUGUCAUUGUGCUCCUAUAGUGUAUAAAGUUCCUUGUGUGAGUACAGGCUGGUGUGUGUGUGUCCUCUGCUCAGACUUGUUUGUGUGCCUGUGUGUGUGCAUGUGAGCCUGUGCCGUGAGUGUUUGUAUGUGCAUAUUUGUGUGUAUUGUGUUAUUGUGCCCCCAUAACGUCUGAAGGUCCAUGUAUGAGUACAGGCUGGUGCAUGUGUGUCCUCUGUGCAGACCUGUUCCUGUGUGUGUGCCUGAAUGUGUGAACCUGUGCCAUGACUGUGUAUAUGGGUAUGAACACAUGUGGUACGAUUUGUACUUUGAGUCCUGUGUUGGCUUAAGUUCCUCUUCUUUUUCUUCUUGUUUCUUGUAACUAGUUUGAUUAAAACUCAGGAAACAGCAAAACCUUCAAAACAAGAUGUGCGUGUGUUUAUAUGUGUGCAUGUCCAUAGGCCAACUCUCUUACCUCCUCCCCAUCCUGCCUGGGCAUCCCUUCCUCUCACUCCCCAUGGAGGCUAGUCUUCCCCCUUCCUCUGUUUUUCUUCAUCACACCCAUUGUCCCAGCCCAGUUCUCCAUCUCCCGUCUGUGUCCCCUCUGUGGAAAGAGGCCUCAACUCCUUCCAUCUCUACUUGCAGUGAUUCUUUCUCUUCCUUCAGAAGGUUCAUCCAAUCGGGGUUAGCCUCCUCCCUGCCCAGCACCCUGCCCCACUGUCUUUUCCACCUGGGCCCCGAACUGGCAUAGCCCCAAGAGAAAUCUCUUGGGAAGUCUCUUGGACUAGACCUUCUUCACUGAACUGUGCAGGCUGCAGAGGAAGAAUGGAUGAGCAGGGUCCAGAUCUCCCCUUGCCCAUGGCCCCUCCACUGCAGAUCCACACCUGUUCUUGCCAGGCCAGCAGAUGGGCUCUUUUGUACCGUUCUUACAAUAAAUCCUACCCUGGUGCCUCUGAUGCGUGGGCUUCUCCCUUCCAUGCCUGUGCGUGUGGAUGUCGACAGGGACUGAGGACAAGAAGAAAAGAGGCUGGUGGGGAUUGAAGCUAAGUGGAGAAGACAUGAGGAGGUUCCUGGAGGGUUGGAAGGGCAAAAUAAGGAGAACCCCAACAACCUGCUAUGGCUCAGACUGGCCCUCUCCUGCCCCCCUCCAAAAGCCUCUUAGCUGAAAACCAAGAGGCCAGAUAGAGUCGGGGGUCAUGGCCUUCUCCACCAACGGGCAGCACCAUGACAACACCCAGGAAACAUGUUGUAGGGACCCUUGCUCCCCAACCCCUCCUUUCCAGGAGACCUCCCCCUCUCAGAGACCUCAAGGUGCCUAUAGGGCACCCUGUGCGGUACCCCUCUGCAACGUUGCCUCUGACCUA
Molecule: messenger RNA, 8374 nt
Organism: Loxodonta africana (African savanna elephant)
Lineage: Eukaryota; Metazoa; Chordata; Mammalia; Proboscidea; Elephantidae
Gene: SCN4A
Product: sodium voltage-gated channel alpha subunit 4
Exons: 24
Coding region: 6-5528 (1840 amino acids)
Biological process (GO): sodium ion transmembrane transport; neuronal action potential; membrane depolarization during action potential
Cellular component (GO): voltage-gated sodium channel complex; axon; plasma membrane
Molecular function (GO): voltage-gated sodium channel activity; protein binding
Source: RefSeq, a predicted model, not a curated record